AUGCUACUAAAAUACAUCAUGACGUCGGCUCAAAAUUCCCUCACACCAGAGGCCAUUAUUGGCAUUGUUGCUCUUUUUCUCGCCUUUCCUCCGCUGGCCUUUGGCUUCUGGCGAUGGCGACGAUCAGUGCGGCGCCUUGCACCUGGCGUCGAUUCGCUGUACGCCUCUGAUGAAGCCAUGACGAGCCCACGCAAUGCGACCCACCAUCUCCCUCAACCCUACUCGCCUGUGUCCCCCGACUCAGGUGCCUCGUUGGUUGAUUACACACAUAAUCAGGGCUAUCGGCAGCAUAGAUUGAUUAUGGUCUCAAUAUAUGAAGAAAUUGCUACCGGUCGUUUCCACCAAGACGCUUGGAAGGCUCGCUGA
Akanthomyces muscarius is the source of this 366-nucleotide messenger RNA. RefSeq lists its product as uncharacterized. The transcript has 2 exons. NCBI's taxonomy places the organism in Eukaryota, Fungi, Ascomycota, Sordariomycetes, Hypocreales, Cordycipitaceae. Bases 1 to 366 code for a protein of 121 amino acids. The record is from RefSeq and is a predicted model, not a curated record.